AUGAACGAUCUUACCCUAGGCCAUCGAAAAUCAUCUUCUCUUUCAUUACUUGGCGAACCGCCUUCAACAUCCAUAACGAAUAGUAAUAAUAUUGAUAGUGCGUCAGGAGCAAGUCCAGCUAUAACAAAAGUAGGGAUAUAUAGUGAUCUCUCACAAUAUGAGGAGACAUUAUCUAGAUUGAUUCAAUCCAUUGACACUUAUAAACCGGAUAAAAAAAUAGCCCAAGAACUAAUUGAUAUCGAUUCAAAGUUAUUUAAUUCCCUGGAUUCAUUUGUACAAUACGAUAGAAUCUCUUCGAGACUGAAAGAUUUUGAAAAACAAGAGAAAGAAUCAACUUUAAAGACGAAAGAAAUACUGGAAACAUUGAACGAAUGUCACAAUGCACUAAAUUUACUACCCACGGUCGAUCAAGUUCACUUUGAAAUGAACACAAUGUUAGAACAGCGGAAAAAGAUUAAUUCAAGCGUGCUGUUAGACUAUGCUACCAAACUAUCGAAGUUCACAAAAAUACCGCCAACUUUUGAUAAAGGGUCGAUUGGCCCGAAUAAUUUCGUUUGGCCAGCUGAAGAUGCUUUAAGAAGAGGCAUGUUGGCUUUAGCUGCAUCACACACCGAUGAACUUACUAAAAUUGCUGGUGUCGAAAUGUCACUCUCUGACGAUAAUAGCAUUGCUUUAGAUGAAAUCAAAUCUGUUGACGCAGGUGAAGGACCUAUCCCAGAAAAGAAGGACUCUAGUUCUAGAAGAGGAUCAUAUAUAUUUGCAGGACAAAGUGGCAAAAAUGCGGAACAUAAAAACAACGAAGAAAAUAAAGAGGAAGCAGACAACGCAGUGGAUCUUGAUCUUGAUCUGUUCAAUCCUGACGACUUUUAA
This is a messenger RNA of Kazachstania africana CBS 2517, 870 nucleotides long. RefSeq names its product Med4p (gene MED4). The coding region runs from base 1 to 870 and encodes 289 amino acids. Gene Ontology annotation, biological process: regulation of transcription by RNA polymerase II. Gene Ontology annotation, molecular function: transcription coregulator activity. NCBI's taxonomy places the organism in Eukaryota, Fungi, Ascomycota, Saccharomycetes, Saccharomycetales, Saccharomycetaceae. Gene Ontology annotation, cellular component: mediator complex; core mediator complex. The transcript has a single exon. The record is from RefSeq and is a predicted model, not a curated record.